UACAUGAACCUCACCGCCGCGGAACGAGAAACCAUCGAGCACAUCGAGCGGCUGGGCGCCGCCAUCAGCCUGUUCGGAGUGUGCCUCAUCUUCAUCACCUACGGCGUCUUCAAGCGCGUCCGCACCGUGCCCAACACCUUCAUCUUCUUCGCCUCGAUCGCCAAUGUCGGAGCCAGCAUCGCAUGCCUGAUCGGCUACGCCGGCCUCGCUGCCGGCGACUCGUCGGCUUUAUGCCAGGCUCAGGCGUUCCUGCUAGAAAUGUUCAUGCAGUCGGACCCUUGGUGGUCGUUCGCCAUGGCCGUCAACGUUUACAUGGUCUUCUUCAUGAGCUACCCUCCCAACGACUUGCACAAGCACUUGUGGCUGUACUGCCUCAUCUGCUUCGGGAUACCCGCGAUUCCAGCAUUAAUUUGCCUCUUCUAUGCGCCCAAUGGCCAGCGGAUCUACGGAAAUGCCACGUUGUGGUGCUGGAUCAGUGAUUCAUACAGCCAACUGCGCAUCUUCACGUAUUAUCUUCCAAUCUGGGCCUGCAUUUCCUUGUCCGCAGUUAUCUACGUGGCGGUCGGCUACCAUGUGUUCCGCCAGCGCAACCAGCUGCGCAACUUGACUCUCAGCAAUCAAGCAAAGGACGUCUACGGCACCGAGCUGAGCAACGCCAUUGAGAAGGUAUGUCAACGGCCCCUCCAGCAUCUUCCUCCCGUGGCGAAGCCCGGAGUUUCAUGGACCAAUACCGCCUACGGCACUGUAACGACCGAAGUCCGCGUGACCGCAGAGUCAUCCGGCAGCCAAACACCACCCUCAACGCCCGAGGGGUCCAUCGCGCCGGUCUUGCACCGCGCCCAGACCCCCGCAGCCCGGCCGGACCCGUGGGGCUUGCCCCCCUUCGACAGCGCCGACGACUACGAAGCCGACCCGAUCUCCCCAACCACCAUCAUCACCACCGCCACUGUCACCGCCAUCCACCCCCCCAGGCCCUACACCACCAUCUCCAGCAUCACCUCCGUCCGACCACGCGAGACCACCACUACCACCACCACCGCUGCAGCUGCCUCUGUAGCAAAACCGCGCCGCAGCCUCCGGCAGGCAGCCUUGCAGACCUGGCGCAGAUUCGCCGCCAAGCUGGCCAACCUGGACCCGAUCAAGCUGGCGUACCUGCGCACGUCUUUUGUCUUUGCGCUCUCCAUCCUCGUCACCUGGACCCCGAGCAGCAUCAACCGCGUCUACGCGCUGGCCUACCCGCAGCGCGCCAGCUACGCGCUCAACCUGGCCGGCGCCGUCGUCCUGCCGCUGCAGGGGCUGUGGAAUGCGGUCAUUUUCGCUGCGACGAGU
Messenger RNA from Thermothielavioides terrestris NRRL 8126, 1329 nucleotides. RefSeq lists its product as uncharacterized. The record is from RefSeq and is a predicted model, not a curated record. Gene Ontology annotation, cellular component: plasma membrane. Gene Ontology annotation, biological process: cell surface receptor signaling pathway; adenylate cyclase-activating G protein-coupled receptor signaling pathway. The annotation marks the transcript as partial. The transcript has 4 exons. Gene Ontology annotation, molecular function: G protein-coupled receptor activity. NCBI's taxonomy places the organism in Eukaryota, Fungi, Ascomycota, Sordariomycetes, Sordariales, Chaetomiaceae.